Messenger RNA from Podarcis lilfordi (Lilford's wall lizard), 4330 nucleotides. Lineage: Eukaryota; Metazoa; Chordata; Lepidosauria; Squamata; Lacertidae. The record is from the annotation of a GenBank genome assembly.
AUGGCAAAUGAAUGCACAUCAAUACAGUACAGUAUAUGGUAUUUAUUUAGAGAUAAAUCAGCAUCAGCUACUGCUUUUAUUAUUUUACAAAUUCCCUAAGUGGGCCACUGCCACAAAGCAGAAUACAAAACAAUAAAACAAACAUUUAAAUAUAUUAAAUUAUUAGUUAAAUACAACUAAAAAUAUCAAAUCAAAUUAUAUCCCUAGCACACUUAAGGCAGCAGUCCUGUACAAACUUAUAUGAGUGGAGCUUAUGUUCUAAGUAGACAUUUAUAAAGGUAAAAGGGUAAAGGGACCCCUGACCAUUAGGUCCAGUUGUGACCCACUCUGGGAUUGCAGCACUCAUCUCACUUUAUUGGCCGAGGGAGCCGGCGUACAGCUUCCAGGUCAUGUGGCCUGCAUGACUAAGCCGCUUCUGGCGAACCAGAGCAGCGCACGGAAACUCUGUUUACCUUCCUGCCGGAGCGGUACCUAUUUACUUGCACUUUGAGGUGUUUUUGAACUACUAGGUUGGCAGGAGCAGGGACCUAGCAACGGGACUCACCCCGUUGUGGGGAUUCAAACCGCUGACCUUCUGAUCGGCAAGUCCUAGGCUCUGUGGUUUAACCCACAGCACCACCCGCGUCCCCCACCUUAGACACUAACUAAGUUUGUUAUUGGUAUGCGCUUUCGUGAGCAUGCACACAUCUUCAGAUACAUGGCUACCUACCUGUAACUAACCUGUACUGCUAACUGAUUCAUUUUCCUGUGAUUUAAUGUUCAACUACUCACUGUAAUAGUCACGCAACUUCCUUUCCUGCUUUCUACUCCCUUGUUUUCUUUCAAUAUUCCUCUAUAGACUACCGACCAUUCAACAAAGUACUUUAUACUGCAUGAGAUAUAUCUGGGGAUUUAGUUUGGAUGGCUGAUUGGAUAAGCUUUUAUCGAAGGUAAGACGGGUCCCUGCCCCAUGUCACUUUGUCUCUGGUUGUUUUUGUAGGGAGCUCACCAGAGAAAACCAUAAUCAAAGUGGAAUCAAAUGGAGCAAAGGAGCUCUUAACUUCAGAGUUACUCCAGCCCAUAGUAUUUACCCAGCAAAAGGUAACUACGGUUUCUAUAACAAGCUGUCAAAAAAUUAGUAGUCUGGGAUCAGGGAGUUACCUGUACAGCACAGGACCAUUGUAUUAUAGUUUGUGUACAGUGGUACCUCGGGUUAAGUACUUAAUUCGUUCCGGAGGUCUGUUCUUAACCUGAAACUGUUCUUAACCUGAAGCACCACUUUAGCUAAUGGGGCCUCCUGCUGCUUCUGCGCCACCGCCACGUGAUUUCUGUUCUCAUCCUGAAGCAAAGUUCUUAACCCGAGGUACUAUUUCUGGUUUAGCGGAGUCUGUAACCUGAAGCGUAUGUAACCUGAAGCGUAUGUAACCCGAGGUACCAUUGUAUUGGGUUUUUUCUUUAAAUAUCAGGGGAAAUGUGCCCUUCUUUGCAGGAGAAGACAAGUGCACGUCUGAAGGGACACAAGCUGUCUGCUUUAUAGAUUUCACAAUGCAGACUUUGUCCUAGAAGUGACACUUGCACAAUUGUGUUCUCCAUAGCACCAGUCACUCCUGUUGAGGCAGUAUCCAGGAACAAAAUAUUGUGACUUGACUGAUGGUAAACUGUGAUAUUCCUGCAGCAUGCAUUUCCUUGAAGAAAGACAUUUUAGAUCCCUACAACGCAUGAGUAACUGCACUCAGUAACUGCUGGACACACGCUUGUUGGCAACCUCCCGUUUACAGGGAGAGAAUUGCAGUUCAUACCUACAAUUUAGGCAUUGUUGGUCUGACACAGUGUGUGUGUGUGUUCUGGGUGGGUGGGGUUUUUUUUUGGGGGGUGUGAUAGUACCACUCCAUAUAUCCUAGUUAGGAUUCAGAAAUGACCGCUCCCCGCUUAAAACGGGGGGCGCCCUUUGCGUGGACGCGCGCAGCCCCUAGAUCGGAGUGGCUCCAUCAGCAUAGGCUUGGCUUUGCCUUCCCUCAGGUGGGAUACCUGGAGGUCUCCGCCUACCUCAGUCAGUUGUCCAAUCCCACCUGGGGGAAGCAUUGCCAAGGAGACCAGGCCAGGUAGGGGAGGGAUUACCUGCCCACACAAUAGAGGGAGGAUCUUACCUGGGAAUCCUCACUUGGCCACUCCAUAUAUCCUAGUUAGGAUUCAGAAACUACCCAACUUGAAGUUAGUCAUGGAACUUCAUUUGCUAUUUUGCACUUUGGUGGGUGAACGUGUAGACUUUUUUAAACAAACUUUUGCUUUUCUAGGGUUUACAGUUGCAAUCAUUUGAUGAAGCAGCAGCCCUUCUGAAGGUGGAUAGACAAACAUCUCUCCAGCCUGCAAGCCUUACACAUUCCACAAGGAGGCACUUAACCAUCCGGCCUAUAUUCAAUAAGGAUAAUAACCUUCAAGCAAGUUUCAGCUAAACACAGAACAAUGCUACAACAUCAGCGCUUGGAGAACAACAUGGACCAAAUCAAAGGGUUGUGGCUUUGGGUCAGUUUGUAACUGUUGGCAGCAUGGGGGAUGCUGAAGCUCUUGGAACGAAUCAAAGUCUUUUGGGAGAUGAGCAGACCGUUCCCGCACAGACGGCAGACAACUGUCCAGCUCUUAGUAAGUACAAAUCUCUCUAGGUUGUCAACAUGCAAAAAGUUCUGCUUCUUAGCUAUCUGUUUCACAAGGAUGGUUGAGGUGACUGCUAGCUGGUAUCUGACAACAUUUAAUAAUGCCGCUUCAGGGGGUGUGCGGGCUUCUCGGAGCAUUAUAUUUUGAGCUCAUCUGGUGUAUACAGUGGUACCUCGGGUUAAGUACUUAAUUCAUUCUGGAGGUCCAUUCUUAACCUGAAACUGUUCUUAACCUGAAGCACCACUUUAGCUAAUGGGGCCUCCCGCUGCUGCCGUGCCACCGGAGCACAAUUUCUGUUCUCAUCCUGAAGCAAAGUUCUUAACCCAAGGUACUAUUUCUGGAUUAGCGGAGUCUGUAACCUUAAGCAUAUGUAACCUGAAGCGUGUGUAACCUGAGGUACCACUGUAUACACUUUCAUGGCAGGUAAACAUGCCCGUUGUAGGCUUUGAAACUCUGAAUAGUUGCUAAAUCCUAAGGCAGAGUCGUACAGAAAUAUAUCACCAAAGAGACUACUCCAGAGUAAGGAGUAUGGACAAGCAAACAGAUAAAUCACAGAAAUAAAUCACAGAAGGGGUCGUUUUCUUUAAUCAACACCCGGAAGUUGUUCUGGGUACAACCAGUGUUUCUUCCCACAAGGGGCUUAAUCACUGAACUUCACAAUGGGGUCUAGAAAAUAUCAAUAGUUUAGACAGUUGGACAAAUCUGUCCCUUUGUGCAUUUCUCCCAUAAGAAGAACAGAAAGAGGCUAUGGAGCCUUCUGUUUCUUAGCUUUCCUAACCAUGUAUCUAUGGUUGAAGGCGAGGUGUUAGCUUUGCAGGGUCUUCAGCCUCGAUAUUUCACACCAUGGAAAUUAUUGGCUCUGUUGAAGUGUGUUUGAAAGGAAUUGCGUCAGCAUGAUCAUGGUUGCAGUGUCUUUCUCCAUCCUCAAAAGGAACUCGACUCCAUAGUUUCUGUGCAGAAACUCUACAAAAUUACAAAUAAUGAGGAAGAAACUCUACUGAGAACUUUAAAAAUUUAACUUGAUUCGUGAUUUGUCUUGGUGUGUUGAAGGAUGGCAUUGUUCAUAUGUAUUCUUGUCUGUAUGCAGUUAGUGUGAAGGGGGGCGGGUUCCUACUAUUUUCCUGCCUUCCCACAUAUAUUACGAUUUGCCGCUUCUGCAACUAGUUUAACUUGCAUCCACCAGUUGUUAGAGCAGUACAGCUGUCAAAGGUAAAGUUAAAGGUAAAGGGACCCCUGACCAUUAGGUCCAGUCGUGGCGGGCUCUGGGGUUGCGGCGCUCAUCUUGCUUUAUUGGCCAAGGGAGCUGGCAUACAGCUUCCGGGUCAUGUGGCCAGCAUGACUAAGCCACUUCUGGCGAAGCAGAUCAGCGCAUGGAAACGCCGUUUACCUUCCCGCCAGAGCGGUACCUAUUUAUCUACUUGCACUUUGUGCUUUUGAACUGCUAGGUUGGCAGGAGCAGGGACUGAGCAACGGGAGCUCACCCCGUCGCGGGGAUGUCUUAAAUCAGUUUUAACUUUAAUGCUUUUAUUUCCUUUUUUAGGAGAAGGAAGCAGCAGUGGCAGCAGCUGAAGAAGGGGACACUGUUUGCAGAGGUCAAGAAACAAAAGAACAAGCACUAUAUCCAGAGAUGGAGAAAUACAGAGACUUGCAAGCGCCAUCUGUGCUUGAGUCUAUGAAGGCUGUUGAGAACUUGGAAUGA